Fusarium subglutinans is the source of this 2382-nucleotide messenger RNA. RefSeq names its product endoglucanase C. Gene Ontology annotation, cellular component: cell surface; extracellular region. The transcript has 3 exons. The coding region runs from base 1 to 2382 and encodes 793 amino acids. Gene Ontology annotation, molecular function: beta-glucosidase activity. The record is from RefSeq and is a predicted model, not a curated record. NCBI's taxonomy places the organism in Eukaryota, Fungi, Ascomycota, Sordariomycetes, Hypocreales, Nectriaceae. Gene Ontology annotation, biological process: glucan catabolic process.
AUGGAGAGCCUCCUCCUCUGGUCCGUCCUCUCACGCGACAUGUCAUCCCACACAACCCUCCACCCCGAUCCACCACAACCAUCCCCAUCUUAUUCCCCCGGCUGCACAUCCCUAGCCGACAUCGCAGAUCUCGACACCCAAGGCGUCAAAGCCCUUCUCGACAACUUUUUCGAUCACGUGCACUGCAAGAACCCCAUCCUCGAAGAGGCAGCAGCCAGAAAAGUCGUUCUCAACGUCGUCAUCGACGGGAUCGAUUGGUCGCCUGGAUCAUGCCUAACACUGAUUAUCUGCGCGCUGGGAAAGAUUGCGACGCCGUUGGAUGCGAGUUUUCAUCUGAGGGCAGACUCGAUGCCGUUUUUGGAGGCGCAGGCGCUGUUUCAGGCGGCGCAGAAGAGGAUUGGCACGUUGAUGGCGAGAUCGGAUAUUAUUGGGGCACAGUGUUUCUUCCUGUCGGGGGUAUUUUUGAUGAAUCUAGCGAGACCGGAAUUGAGUGAGGCGCAGCAAGAGGCUGUAUAUUGGUCUGCUUGGAAGUCUGAACGGGAGCUACGAGGGGAGUUAUCACUGCCAGACUUUAGCAUGCCGUAUUCUUCAAGCGUGCUAUAUCCCCCAUUCUUCCCAACGCCUCCUCAUCCCUUGGAGUCUACCAGGACCACGGCAUCAAGUCGCCAACACACGGCGUGGCUAUUCUACCUCUCCGAAAUAUCCCUUCGACGUCUCUCCAGCCGAACAUGCAACGACAUCCUCGAACUCCACCGCGCAUCAGCAUCGAAUGUUGACUUCCUCAAGCAACUCUCCCUCCUCAUCCCCGCCUACGAAACCCAAGCCAAUGAAUGGGCUGAAAGUCUACCCCCCGAACUCUCUAUCGCCUUAGCACCGAUCGACGAUAAUGUAUGCUGCUUCGUCCUCUGCGGGCACUUGGUAAACUUCUUCGAGCGUCUUUACUGGCCGUUUGUAAUGGCCCAUCUCGCCGCCUUGGAACGCGGUGUAACUACCCCCAUACCCGGGCGGCAGUUUGUAGAGAAGGGCUUGGAGUAUUAUAUCCUUAAUGUCGAGGAGGGCAGUCGCAUCGUCGACCCCUCCGGUAAUACCGUCAUCCUCAAGGGCGCUGCCAUCGGCGGCAUGCUCAACAUGGAGAACUUCAUCACCGGCUACGCAGGCCACGAACAUCAGCACAGACAACAAAUGGUUGAGGUAAUGGGUGAAGAGAAAGCCGAUUUCUUCUUUGACAGACUUUUGUACCAUUUCUUCACAGACUCUGAUGCCGCUUACUUUGCGUUGCUAGGACUGAACUGUAUACGCAUCCCGUUUAAUUAUCGUCAUUUUAUCGAUGAUAUGGAUCCCGAUAAUCUCAAGAAAUCUGGGUUUGAUUGGUUGGAUCGCUGCGUGGACAUUUGCGGAAGACAUAACCUCUACGCUGUUCUUGAUCUUCAUGCUGUUCCUGGUCGUCAGAACCAAGAUUGGCACAGUGAUUCUGGAUUAUCACGAGCAGCGUUCUGGGACUUCAAAGACCAUCAAGAUCGAGCCAUUCAGCUAUGGAAAGCUCUUGCAACGCACUACAAGGGCAACACCGUCAUCGCAGGCUACAACCUCCUCAACGAACCCGCCGACGAAACCAAGACCUCAUCCGGCCAUCACGGCGCCAAGCUGGUAAAGUGGUACGAACGCGCCGAGAAAGAAGUACGCGCCAUCGACCCCGAUCACAUGAUCUUCAUCGACGGAAACACCUACGCAAUGGACUUCCGCGCCUUUCCCGAAAACCCUCUCCCAAACGCUGUAUACGCCUGUCACGAUUACAGCUUCUACGGUUUUCCUCUUGGAGAGCAGUACGAAGGUACAGAUGAGCAGAAUACAAAGCUGAGGAAGAGCUUUGAGAGAAAGGUGCAGUUCAUGAGGGAAAAGAAUGUGCCGAUUUGGAAUGGAGAGUUUGGUCCUGUUUAUCAGAAUGAGCAUAUGGAGGGUGAUGAAGCGAUCAAGACCAACGCCAAGCGCUUUAAUCUGCUGCAGGAGCAGUUGGCUAUUUACAGAGAAACAGAUGUCAACUGGUCAAUCUGGCUGUACAAAGACGUUGGUUAUCAAGGCAUGGUCUACGCCGAUCCCGAGUCCCCCUACAUGCGUCUCAUCGCGCCCUUCAUCGCCAAGAAACAGCGUCUGGGUCUUGAUUUCUGGGGCGUCGUGAACAAAGACGGCGUGAAGCACCUCUACGAGCCGUUCAUUCAGGGCUUGAAGGAGGAGGUGCUGGAGAAGUACAGAGAUACCAAGUAUCCCAAGAUCUGGACUUUUGAGCGACAGUUUGAGCGGGUGAUUCGGGAGUGCUUGAUGAGUGAGUAUGUGGGAUGGGAGUUGGCGGAGUUGUUUAGGGAUAAGAGCAAGGAGGAGCUGUAG